This is a messenger RNA of Adelges cooleyi (spruce gall adelgid), 1262 nucleotides long. Its product is annotated as circadian clock-controlled protein daywake-like. The record is from RefSeq and is a predicted model, not a curated record. The transcript has 7 exons. The coding region runs from base 160 to 933 and encodes 257 amino acids. NCBI's taxonomy places the organism in Eukaryota, Metazoa, Arthropoda, Insecta, Hemiptera, Adelgidae.
GCAGUACGAUUACACUGAUACGGUUGGCUCCGUAGCGAUCAGGAUAGCAACGGUGUAAUCAUUUAUAAGCAUUGGUGGCUGUCGACUUCGGAUUCAAAACAAUACACAUGACCAUCGGGGUGAUCGAUUUCAUAGUGAAACGUAUUAGAAAACUAAACAAUGGCAGACCAAACGUCCCUAUUCAUAGUCAGUCUAGUACUAAUCGCCCUACAAACUCAACAUACGGCAGCAAAAAAGCUUCCCAACUUCGUGCACGUGUGUAAAAGAACCGACCCCGAACUGGAGAGUUGUUUAAUGAAAACCAUUGAGUCUAUAAGACCGGAGUUGCCCAAUGGAAUACCAAAAAUGCAAAUUCCGGCUUUGGAGCCCAUGGUUAUUCCUAUGUUACAAGUGAAUAGAAACGUGGAAUCGCUCAAAGUCAAAGCGACAAUCAAAGACAUUCAAGCUUGGGGUGGAUCUAAAUUUGUUCUCAGCAAUCUCAAAGUAAAUCUAGAAAAGCUGGUCGGCGAAGGCACGGUACUUCUCCCUAGUCUGUUGGUAAACUGCAGUUACGACAUCGACGGACGUCUGAUGGUCAUUCCGCUCAAAGGUCAAGGAAUAUUUAAAGGCAAUAUCACCAACACUAAAGCCGAUAUAAAAGCAUCGGUUGAAAUUUUAAAGGAUAAAAAGAACCGUGAAUAUUUCCAGUUGAAAGAUAUUCGACUUAAGGUCAAAGUCGGAGACGCAACUGGCAAAGCGACCAACCUAUACAAUCCAAACAACGACGUCAUAACGGAAACAGCAAUGUCGUUUUACAAUCAAAACCGCCGAAUGGUAUUGAAUAUUAUUACGCCAAUCAUAGAAGAGAUUUCUGUUGAAUUUGCCAUGCAGAUUGGAAAUAAUGUACUAAAAACUGUUCUAUAUGAUGAAAUUCUACCUAUAGAGCUGUCUUGAACUUGAAAAUUGUUUAUUUAUUAAUUGUACCUAGUUACCUUGUGUACUUUAUAUGUUAAUACGUGUAAAUUGUAAGUUUUAACUUCCUAAUAUCUAUUUUAGUAUUAAGUUUAUAUUUAAACACGUUUUACAUUCAUUUGUCACGUAUAUGUAUAUCAUUUUUUUUUUUUUUUGUCAAAGUGCAAUUUUGUUCAUUAAUAUUAUUCUAUCUCAUUUUUUUAUCACAAUUCACGAAUUCUCACUAUGUUAAUUACUAUACAAUCAUAUUAUAUGUUUUACUUAUACUUAUUGUAAGUAUAUUUGUUUCAAAUAAAUAUUUAAAAAACAGA